CAAAGCAGCUCAGGUUAGAAAAAAAAAACACCGGCAGAGAGAAAUUGCAUUAGAUGUAUGAACUGCUUUUAAUAUAAAGAGUAAAGACAACGUUUGCAGUCAUGUCUGUAAAUUAUGCUGCUGGACUUUCUCCGUACGCAGAUAAAGGUGUCUGCGGAUUGCCUGAGACGUUUGACAGUCCUGAGGAGCUAAAGGCAAAAGUGGAAACGCUUUCUCAGCUCAUUAAAGAAUCUCAGUACUUGGUCGUCCACACUGGAGCUGGAAUUAGCACCUCAGCCGGCAUUCCUGACUUCCGGGGUCCCAAGGGUGUGUGGACACUGGAACAAAAGGGGGAAUCACCUCACUUUGAUACUACAUUUGAAGAUGCCCGCCCCAGUUUCACCCACAUGGCCCUCCUGGGGCUGCAAAAGGCAGGAUACCUGAAAUAUCUCAUCAGCCAGAAUGUUGACGGUCUGCAUGUUAGAUCAGGCUUCCCCAGGGAUAAAUUAUCGGAGCUUCAUGGAAACAUGUUUGUGGAGGAAUGCGAGAAGUGUGGCAGGCAGUACGUGAGGGAAAAGGUGAUCGGCGUGAUGGGGCUGAAACCAACAGGACGUUACUGCGACGUGGUGCGGUCCAGAGGGCUGAGGGCCUGCAGAGGGAAGCUGAUCAGCACCAUACUGGACUGGGAGGAUGCUCUUCCUGACAGAGACCUGAACAGAGCCGAUGAUGCAAGCAGACGAGCAGACCUGGCACUGACUCUGGGCACGUCCCUGCAGAUCAAACCCAGUGGGGACCUCCCACUCCUCACCAAGCGCAAAGGAGGGAAAGUGGUUAUAGUCAACCUGCAGCCUACCAAACACGACAAACACGCCCACCUGCGGAUCAACGCCUACGUGGACGAUGUCAUGAAGCAGCUGAUGGUGCUGCUGGGUUUAGAAAUCCCAAAAUGGGAGGGACCGACCGUCUGCGAGAGCGCCGACGCGCCGUCCGAGACCGCCGCCGCCGACGUCAAGCCCCCCCGCGGCAUUCCCGCAAAGGACGAUGUGAAAAAGGACAAAGUGAAGCAGGAGAGGAAACGAGAAGCGGCACAGCUAACGGAGGACGGGAGCGUAAAAGACGAGAAGGCUUCAGUAAAAAAGGAGCGAGCAGAUUUUUCUGCGGAGACAAUCGAGGAGAAAUAACCUCAGGAUUUCUUUAACGUUUUUUUUUUUUUUUUGCUCCUCAGGACACGAACACAAACCCGUGUAGAUACUUCUUUUCUGAACUGCAAGUUUGAUCGACUUCAGAGAGAACAGAAGUCUGUCUCGUUUAAUGUCAUCUGGAAGAAAAACUCCCGUUGUCUUUCUUGUUUCCACGAUGAAACCUUUGCUGACACUCCCUCCGCUGCCGUAACGAGCAGCGAUGAUCCGACUCGGACACGGCCUCACUACUACCUGCUUUUUAUUUUUUUGUACUUAUUUUUUAUUUAAUUUUUUUUAGGAAGCGUUUCUCCAAACACAAACCCACCCGAACACACACAUGCUCAUGUAAAAUGUACAGGCUGGGUGUUUUGUACCCCCUCCAUCUCAGAGCCUUAUUUCUCUGGGUGAACAAGCGUGAACAGGACAGUACAACGAGUCGGGAUCUGGAGCACGUCGCUGUAGAUGACGCUUUUAAUAAGGUGUUGUAAGUUUGCUGCAUCUCAUUAAUAUUUAUAGCAUGUGCUCCAGAUCUUGUCCCUGCAGAUCUCGCCUUUUAAAGUCUCCUCGGUUUGAUACAUUAUGAAAAGGAAUAUGAAGCGAGCUGCUUCGCCGAGUCUGGCUGACUCGCAGCUCCGGCGCAUACGUACAGUGGGGGGGCGAGAGGUGGGGUGGGCCGGGGGAUUUUAGGUCAUGUUGGAUUUUCGAACCGCGAUUGAAUCAUAAUCGCGCUGUAUGUUUCUAGAAACGAGGUUUGGUUGUAGAAAAAGGGGGAGUUAUGCUCUCUGAAACAAAGGUUGCUUUUAAGGAUUGAUGAUGUUUGUGCUGUGUCAACUUUGUAUGCUGGAGAUCUGUAAACACGUUUUAGGCAGUAAAGCCGUACAGCCUUUGGUCGUUGCAGUUUAACGAGGGAAGGAGCUCAGAGAUGAACGGAUGUUCAACUUUCGGGGGGGGGGGGAAUAGACGCAGACGUCUGCAGACUCACUCGCCGCUGCAGAGAUAGGCAACUUUCUGAGCCAUAUUAAAUGUCAAUUAUUAAAGGAUUUCUGCAGCGAGGAGUCGUGGGAAGGCCUUUAUUGACUGCAAUCUAAAGGAAAUGGAGACUCUGUGUUGCUCUUUGAAUUGUUUGCUCUCUACUGUUGUAAAUGUCUCCUAAAACCCUGGAGGCCCAUAUCUUCCACAAUGAACCACUGGGCUUUAAAUGCAUAAUAAUCAGACCUAUUAAUAGAAAAGAAUAGAGACCA
This is a messenger RNA of Fundulus heteroclitus (mummichog), 2401 nucleotides long. RefSeq names its product sirtuin 6 (gene sirt6). NCBI's taxonomy places the organism in Eukaryota, Metazoa, Chordata, Actinopteri, Cyprinodontiformes, Fundulidae. Gene Ontology annotation, molecular function: NAD+ binding. Bases 102 to 1160 code for a protein of 352 amino acids. The record is from RefSeq and is a predicted model, not a curated record. The transcript has 8 exons.